CAAUCGGUGUCCGACCGAAACGAAAGAUCUCACAUUGGCCAAGGAAAAUUCUACGACAAAAAAUCGUUAGCAUUUCCGCCAUUAGCUUUAUUUUAAGUAAAGGAAAAUGGACAAAAAUUUACGGCUAGGCUACGUAGAAUCUCACGCGCAAGAACAGACGACGAAUCUAAAGCAAAAAUCUAAAAUAAAUCCGUAGUUAAACAGUUGAAAUUGUUAAUAAAUUGCAACGAAUUGAAGAGCAGUUCAAUAAGCUAAACGAACACAGUAACAUUAAGUCUUUGCCUUUAAACGACAUAAUAUACAUAUUUGCGCCUAACGGUUUUUGUAGUAAAUGUCAAUAUACGAGUAAAUCAGAAAAUUCUCACGAACACCGCUACAAAGAAAAGUGUAAAUACAGUCCUAAAAAUAUAUUUAUUUAUAUGUGAGUGCUCGAAUAAAAAUUAUAAUAAACAGUUAGCAAGUGUAGUAAACGAAUAACUGUAAUAUAAAGGACACACAAUCAAAAUAUAUAUAUUGAAAAAAUAAUACUUUAGUUAAUUAGUGAAAACUACACACCACAUAUAUACAUACAUAUAUAUUCACAUCAAUGCUUAUGAAACUCGAAUCCUGUUAGUAUAUAUAUUGAGAACAUUGCGACUAAUUGAGUAAAUUUAUAUAGUGACGUCACUUCCGUUAUUAACACGAAUCAAAAAGUUAGAAGAAUCGCCUGUGCGCGUAUCAUUCUUCGUACACUGUAAAAAAUACUGCACCAAUUGCUUCCAACAUAAAUAAUUGCGAACUUAGCGACAUAAGCGAUACAAAGCGAUACGGCAAGAAAGGAGAUAUUUCACGAAAAAAACCUCGCUAACUUGAAGUGAUUAAAGGUGCACUACAAGCAGAGGUCAAGAACUAAAAAAAAGUGAAGCUUGAAACAGUGCCUUAACCAUAUAUAGAGUGAGUGAAUUGCAGCAGCUCGAGCAACGUAGAGCUGCAUUGAAACCGAUAACUAGCCCAAGGAUUCAAAAAGUUUUGAUAAAACGAGUUUAAGGAAUCCUAAGAAGUGCCAUUUAGAAUUGUAUAAGGAUAUUUGAAAUAUAUCGUAGAACUGAGACCAAAGAAAACAUACAGCGUUUACACAAACGGAUAGACAAAGAGGAAACGGAGCGAGCUGCUUAGCUGAAAAUUCUUUUUUAUAUUAAAGAGGAAAAUAAAACAGACUGUAACUCUAAGCACCCAACUGUAAAGCAUUUGAUUAAUAUUUAUAUACUUAUUAUUGAAAUAUCUAACUCGAUUGGUGGUUAGAAACGCUUACACGCGCACUCACCUACUGCAGAGUGAAACAUAUGGUAUAUAUUUAAGCACUUGACGUUUGAUCGCUUGAACAGAAGCAGCAGUGAUUUGAAUCAAAAAUUCAAAAGAAGAAUCAUUGAGAACCUUUCGAAUGGUCGGACUUACCACAAUCUUAGAAUUUAAUAGAUUUAAUUAUAUACAAAAGUAGUUACGAAAUUAUGGCAGAUAAAUAUAGCAAAACGACCUCUAGCAGCGUGUUAGUUGAAAAGAACGACAGAAAAAAGGCUACAAAUGCGCAAGCGACACGCCAGUUGCCCGGCGAUGGCGCUUGUAGUAGCGCGCAUCCUAAAAAUGUGCAAAUCCUAACGAAGUUGGCCAGCACACUGAGCGAAAGCUACCAGCUGGUCAAGCAACGACAAGAUAAAUACAAAGAACUGAGCUCCAAAAUGGGCGGUGCGGACGCACCACAGCUCAUAAGCUAUACACAAGAUGGUGACGAUGGCAGCGCCGGCGAGUGGCAGGAAGUGAAGAAUAAACUGAAGCGUAAGAAGAAGUUAUCCACUUCAUUGACGUCCGUCAGCGACUCGGUAAAUCAAGAGAAGCGCACACGCAUCGAGGGAAUUCAGCUGAAUUGCCGCGGCAAGCUGCACAUCACCGAACUGCCGACGCCAGUGCCACAAUCAGCCACACGCACUUAUGUUAGUGCUGGUGUGGCACAACGCGCCGAACGCUGGGGCGGUGCGAAGCCAUCGCCUUCCCCCACAAACACGAACAGUGCGACACAUAAACAGAUGAAUGCGAACAGCGCCGUGACGGCGCAGGCGACGAGCACGAACACUGCUGCAGGAGUCGCAGGCACAACAGUGCCACCACCGCGUCUCAAGCGGAAACUGCAGGAAAAUGUACAGACGAUACAAAAGCUGAAUGCGCUUACCGAGCAGCUGAGGCUGGAGAUCAACGAGCUGAAGUCGAGCUUGACAACUGAGCGCGGCGCUGUUCGUGUGUUGCGUGCACAAAAUGAAGCAGAGACAAGAAAAUGGCGAAAUGAAGUGAAGAGACUACAAAAUUCUCUCGAAAAUUUGAAAAAGAACACCACUUUGCCGCUGAUCGGCGCCAAAAAGGCGACAGAUGCAGCCAAUGAAAACUUAACAAAUGCUUCCGUAGCUGGCAUCACAACCAACUAUGAAGUACAAAGACUGACAAAUGAAGUUAACGCGCUGAAAGAAGCGAAUAGAGCCUUAGAAGAGAAGAAAAUGAUCAAUGGCGAUGCUGAUAGACGUAAAGCAGCUGAUAUGCGCACAUUGAGAGAUACCUACGAAAUCCGAUUGACUCAAUUAACAAAAUCUGCCAAAACUGAAAUAUCACGUCUGCUGGAGGAAAUAAAAACCAAAGAACGUAAUAUUGGGCAACUUAAGAAAGAAAUUCAAACGCUUCAGACGCGGCCGCAGAGCCAGUCUGAAGUAAAAAGCAGAAAUGCAACGACCAAUUCACAAACGACAAAUAAAACGACGAAACCAAAGAAAAAUAACAAUAACAAUAAAAUAAAAAAUAAAUCAACAAAAAAUAGCGUAAACGAAACCAAUGCUUCCGCUUCCGCUUUGUCGAAAAAAUCGGAGGACAGCAAGGAUAUAGCCACAGGAGAGGCUCAACAUCCAAAUGAGGUGAGUACAAAAUACAUUUUCUAUUUUUUAGUAUUUGAAUUUGAUUUUCCACAAGCGUGUCAUGGACAGUUAUAUUAA
This is a messenger RNA of Bactrocera tryoni, 3008 nucleotides long. Its product is annotated as nucleoporin nup211-like. The record is from RefSeq and is a predicted model, not a curated record. Lineage: Eukaryota; Metazoa; Arthropoda; Insecta; Diptera; Tephritidae. The coding region runs from base 1488 to 3008 and encodes 506 amino acids. The transcript has 5 exons.